This is a messenger RNA of Carassius gibelio (silver crucian carp), 4233 nucleotides long. RefSeq lists its product as uncharacterized. The record is from RefSeq and is a predicted model, not a curated record. Gene Ontology annotation, molecular function: nucleic acid binding; zinc ion binding. NCBI's taxonomy places the organism in Eukaryota, Metazoa, Chordata, Actinopteri, Cypriniformes, Cyprinidae. The coding region runs from base 1491 to 2477 and encodes 328 amino acids. The transcript has 2 exons.
GCAAAGUAGGUAAUCUCCCUCCCCUGGUACUUAGAAACGGCCUAUCAGGGCUCAGUCAUUGCUUUAUAAAGGCUGUGAUUAGGCUACCUGGGAUGCGUCAUUGUUGGCCCCGCCCAUCCGGUACGUGUGCGCUUCCGCCUAACAAAGGUAUGUUUGUAGCUGGUCUGGCUAAUGCUGCAAUGAGCUCUUGGACAUCGGCUAACUAUAUUAAUUUAUUGUAGCUGGAGUCGCCUUUUUGCAGCUUGAAUAGCCCAUUAUUCCUGGCUUCGCUGUGGUUUUCAGGCUGUUCUUGCCACCUGGUUAGACUGAUUUCAUUCAAGUAAUCUUCUGAGACUUGUGCUGUGAGCAACUGUAUGAGGUGUGUGUAACGCUGUAGUCAAUACCUGGUAUGUAUAGAUACACAUGUAUAUGCAUUUCUUUUUAAUGGACACUUGAUUGUGUUUUAAAUUUAAUGGGUUGUUUUUAGUAGGACAAAGUUUUGGGAACGCCCGCCUGUUUUCGGGUGGGGAAGAUCGCCUCCUGCAUAAUAGCAGAUUAAAGACGGCGUUGCUGUUUUGCUGUUUUGCUGUUUUGCUGUUUUGCUGUUUAAUUAAGUUUUGUUGUGCUCGUAUCAUUGUAUGGUUUUUGGUUAUUGUUUGUUUUCGUUACAAUUGAUUUUUGUUUGAUUUUGUAGUGAUUUGUUAAAACUUUUGCUUUAAAUAUAUAUUUCUUUCCUUUUCAUUUUAGUUUUCUUUAAGUGACCAUUGUUCAUUUUUUUUUACAUUUUGUUGUGUGUUUUGGUAAUUGUUUCAGUCAAUCAGGCUUUAGAUUAAUUUCGUUUUGUACAUUUGAGUAAAUUGUGUUCUUUGUGUUUUAGGCCCCUGAGUCGGGUGGCUAGCUGUCCUAGUAUCCUGGUGGUGGUGGUGUUUGGAGCACGGAGUGUGGAUUGUCGUUUGUAGUCACUCACCUCACUCUGUGUGUGUGUGUGUGUGUGUGUGUGUGUGUGUGUGUGCUUUUACGAAUAGCCACUUUUGCAGCUAGCCUACCCUGCUAGGGGUAAGCUUUCGUAAAACUGAUUAAUGUAUGCCUGGUCGAUUCAUAUCUUUGCCUGAUCUUUUAAAAGGUGUAUUUUCUACUUUGUGAAUUUAAUAAAUAUUUGUAUACGCUAGUGCCUCUGUCUCUGCCUCCUAUGGUAACGAACCUGUGUGUCUAAAUUCCAUCAAGUAUUUAGUUCCCCUCACUUUAGAGGGGUGGCGUAGUCGGUAGUUAUAUCAUAAUUAAUUAACUUCAAGUUGCCACGCCACAUUCUGGCGUAGUCGGCAGGGUACCGUGUUUGGCGGAGACACUGGUAUUAGUGGUUGUAUUUUUUUUUGUUUGUUCUUUUUCUUUUAUUUUUCUGUUGCAGUGAGAUUGGUAAAGAGUAGCAGCAAAACAGCAGCGCACGUCUGGUGGAUUCUGAUUCUUUGUGAGUCUACUCCCUCUUGUUGGUAAGUGUUACGGCCGUCAAAAUUAUGGAAGAAGAGUUACAGGAAUUGAGGGAAGUAGUAGCUCAGUUGCGGGCAGAAAAUGAGAGGUUGCGUCAAGACCACUUUCUUGCGCUUCCUGGCCCUAGUGAUGCCCCUUCUAUUGUUCCUGGUCCUUCUGUUGCUGCCCCCCCUCAGCUAAGUAGUGCACAGGCAGUCCUGCCAGAACGAUUCGUUCUUGUACCUCGAGACAGGAAAUGUCAAAAAUUCAAUGGCAGGGUUGGUCUGAGCAUUGAUGAGUGGGUUGAAGAGGCCAAAGCUUGUAUGCAGGCUCGUCACCUGUCUGUUUCUGAUCAAGCUUUCUUCUUGUUUGACCACUUGGAGGGGGAGGCAAGGGAAGAGAUUAGGUACCGUUCGGAGAUUGAGCGAAAUGAUCCAGAUAAAAUUAUUUUGGUGUUACGGGAAUUAUAUGGUUGCUCACAGUCAUAUGUCUCAUUACAGGAGGCAUUUUUUUCUAGAAAGCAGCAGGAGGGUGAAUCAUUGUUGGAGUUUUCCCUAGCUUUGAUGGGUCUCCUAGAACGUGUGACGCAGCGAUCGCCGUAUGUUAUGCCAAAUUCACAAAUUUUGCUACGCGAUCAGUUCAUUGAACAUGUUUGUGACGUGGCUCUUCGCCGAGAAUUAAAACAGUUAAUACGUCGUCAGCCAAUGUUAACAUUGUUGGAAGUUCGAAGCGAAGCUCUUAGAUGGGAAAGGGAGGGGAUGUUGGGGAGUACGAGAGGACGAAGCAAUUCCGUUCCAUCCGCCUAUGGGAUCCAGUAUGGUGUACAAGGUGAGUCACGGGUGGGUAGAUUUCCUCAGUCACGUAGUCAGCCUCCUCACCGCGGCCCCAUUAUAUGUAGGAGGUGCCAACGACUUGGCCACUUUGCUGGAGAGUGCGAUGGGGAGCGUGUUCCCCCUCGUCCGCAACCCCCUUUGCCCACUGCGUCGUCAUCUGAGGGUAUACAGCCUGGUCCAUCUGCGUUGUCGGGAAACUAGUCCCCACCGUGUCGCCGAGCCAAGGCGCGGUUGGGGAAUUGACCGGCUCUAGUGUUUCAAGUAUGUCUCAUUUAAUGUCUUCAUGCCCGCACCUUGCUAUUCGAAUGGGUGGGGUCCAAAUUUCAUGUUUGGUUGAUACUGGCUCCAUGGUGUCCACAAUAACGGAAAGUUGGUUUCGUAAAUAUUUUGAACCAUGGGGUCCGGAUCGACUUAAGUCGUGCCAGUGGCUACAACUUCGGGCUGCAAACGGUCUUUCGAUUCCAUAUAUUGGCUAUAUGGAACUGGAUGUCGAAUUGUGUGGGCAAGUGAUUUCGGAGUGUGGAGUGCUUGUUGUUCGGGACCCUCCUGGUGGGAUUUGUGACCAAGUCCCAGGGGUACUCGGGAUGAAUGUCCUGAGCCGUUGUUACCAGGAGUUAUUCGGACAACAUGGCCCUGCUCUUUUUGAGUCUGCUGUAACCGUUGAGGCCCCUAGCUUUGUCAUGCAGGCACUUCAAUAUUGUCACCGUUUGGAAGACCAGGGUUCAGUAAGGCACCCUGGUCCGGUUAGGUUACGGGGUCGUGAGUCAUGUCGCAUCCCAGCUGGCACGAUGAAGUUUGUAGCAGCGACUUGUUCUGAACAAUGUGCAGCGGGGGUGGUACUGUUUGAGCCCCCAGAGUCUGGGUUGCCCGCGGGUUUGUUGGCUUCUCCAGCGCUGGUACAGGUCAUAAGAGGCAUUGCCUACUUGCCUAUGGUAAAUGUGGGAACUGCGGAUGUUAUGCUGCAUUCUAAAACCGUUUUGGGAGUGCUAAAUAGUGUUUGUAUGGUAAGUCUGCCUGCUAGGGUAACUGAAGUGAAAUCUGGUGUAGCCAUCAUGGCAAGAGGACCUGUUUCAAGGGUCUCUAGUGUUUCUUGUUGUGUAGCCGUCAAGGCCAGAGGACUUGUACCAAGUUUCUCGUGUUUCUUGUUGAGUAGCCGUCAUGGCAAGAGGACUUGUACGAAGUAUCUCGUGUUUCUCAUGGUGUAGCCAUCAUGGCAAGAGGACCUGUUUCAAGGGUCUCUAGUGUUUCCUGUUGUGUAGCUGUUGUGGCAGAGCACUUGUAACAAGUGUCUCUAGUGUUUCUUGUUGUGUAGCCGUCAAGGCCAGAGGACUUGUACCAAUGGUCUCUCUGUAUUCGCUCUACUAGCUUCCCAUAGCGAAGGUGAGUGUCUUGGGGUUAUCGUCGGGGCGACGAUAAAAUAGCUGGGGCAGAUUGUGGCAAAGUAGGUAAUCUCCCUCCCCUGGUACUUAGAAACGGCCUAUCAGGGCUCAGUCAUUGCUUUAUAAAGGCUGUGAUUAGGCUACCUGGGAUGCGUCAUUGUUGGCCCCGCCCAUCCGGUACGUGUGCGCUUCCGCCUAACAAAGGUAUGUUUGUAGCUGGUCUGGCUAAUGCUGCAAUGAGCUCUUGGACAUCGGCUAACUAUAUUAAUUUAUUGUAGCUGGAGUCGCCUUUUUGCAGCUUGAAUAGCCCAUUAUUCCUGGCUUCGCUGUGGUUUUCAGGCUGUUCUUGCCACCUGGUUAGACUGAUUUCAUUCAAGUAAUCUUCUGAGACUUGUGCUGUGAGCAACUGUAUGAGGUGUGUGUAACGCUGUAGUCAAUACCUGGCCCCUGAGUCGGGUGGCUAGCUGUCCUAGUAUCCUGGUGGUGGUGGUGUUUGGAGCACGGAGUGUGGAUUGUCGUUUGUAGUCACUCACCUCACUCUGUGUGUGUGUGUGUGUGUGUGUGUGUGUGUGUGCUUU